Symbiodinium sp. CCMP2592 is the source of this 2160-nucleotide messenger RNA. Lineage: Eukaryota; Dinophyceae; Suessiales; Symbiodiniaceae. The record is from the annotation of a GenBank genome assembly.
AUGGUGCUCUGUGGAUUCGGAUUGUUGCUCCGGCGGAGUUGGGUCGAGGCUCUCUGCACGCUUGCGGCGUUGAUGAUGCUUGUUGUGCUGGGAGGUGGUCGGACCUGGCUACCGAAUAGUGGCAAAGUCGGCUUGGGUGAGGUGCUGGUUGUCGAGAUGAAUAUCUAUAUGGCGAACGAGCGUCCUGAUGAGGUGCUUGCGAUGCUUCGGACAACGGGUGCGGAUGUGAUGGUUUUGGUUGAACCUCAAUGGGAUGUGUUCCGGCGGUUUUUGGAUGAGGAUGAUGGGUUGCAGUGGCUUCCGCAUCGGAUCAUCAGGCGGAAGAUUGAACGCGAGGCGUCUCCGAUGGUGGUGCUGAGUCGUUGGCCAAUCCAGAGGGACGACUGGUUCAAUCCGCUGGCGGGGGUGUCGUGUGUCGUCCAGAGGCCGGAGGUGGAUGGUGGGGCGUUUCGCUUGGUGGGGAUCCAUGUGCCUUCUCCGCGCGGUGGAUCGGAGUGGACGCGUGGGAAUGAUGUUGUGCGCGGGAUGAUCGAGUCGCUGCGUGUGCACGGCGAUGAUGGAAUACCGACAAUGGUCGUUGGUGAUCUGAAUGGGGGUCCUGGGAGUUAUCGGGACCGAAUGCUGCGAUCAGAGCUUGGGGUUGCGCGUGGAUCUCGCGUCAUGUCUUUGUCGGGGACAUUUCCGUCGAAUCUGUCGAUAUUGGGGGUAACAAUCGACGAUAUCUGGGUAGAUCGUGGUGCUGAUGUGCGCUCAUGGGAGCGCUUUGUGGUGCCUGGUAUCGCGCUGUUGAUCUUCGGAUUGAUGUGCGCGAUGUCUCUGUUGAGACCCCAUUGGGCGAUGGUGCUGAUCUUUACCUUCCUUGCGUAUGAGCAGUUGAUCACUUCGUUUGUGACGGCGCUGGCGCGGAGAUCAUGGAUUAUUAAUGUCACCGCGGCGGGAUUUGCUGGCAUCGCGGUCGCGACCUCGUUUCUUGCGGGGCGACAGCCAUUCCGUGGGAUGAAGAAUAUCAACACGGCGUUGAUCUUUGGGUUGUAUUUGUUCUGCUUCUUUGGGGCGACGUACAGCAUGAUGCCUGAGGCGGCGAGGUACUUUCUCAAGACAGGAACGCCGUACAUCAUUCUGAUGCUGGUGAUCCUGCCGUUGUUGGUGUGCACGACAGAGCAGAUCACGAAGAUGUGUGUGCCCCUGCUUUUUGUGGGGUGUGCGCUGAUCUGUUUGAUCCUGAUUAGUCCGCGUACGACGAUCUUUGGAUUCCGUUUGUUUAUUGACCUGAGUUACACGGUGGGGAGCAGCGACUCGCGCGGGAAUCCGCUCGCGCUUGGGGAGCUUGGUGGGAUGAUGGUGAUCUUUGCUUCUCUGAUGGAGCAGAACUCAAAGAACCUGCUGAUCAGUGCGCUGCGUGCGGGAUCGAUCGUGCUCGGGAUCGCGAUCGCGUUCCUUGUCGCGGCUCGUGGUCAGUUAUUCUUCUGUGCAUUCUUUGCGGUCGUCUGCUACCCGCUGGCGCACGAAAUCAAGAACGCGAAGCAGUUCUUUCUUCGAGCUUUCUCCCUCGGCGCACUGGGGAUGAUCCUCUUGCUCGUUGCGAAGUUCUUUCUCGCGGGAUCCGAGGCUACUCAACGCUUCUCUGCGGAAGAUCUUGGUGAGGGGUUCGCUGGACGAGUGUUCUUUGCGACCUCGAUGCUCGAUGCGUACGGUUCGAAUCCUGCGAACUAUCUGCAGGGCCUUGGGGUUGGGUCCUUCAACGCGAUCGUGCCGCAUGAUGGCGAUGGAUUUAUCUAUCCGCACAACCUGGUCAUCGAGGUGCUUACACAUCACGGCUUGAUUGGGUUUACAUUGCUAUCGCUGAUCUUCUUGAUCACAGCGUACCACGCGCUGCAGUUGUUGCGUGCUGGAUUGGCGGGUGCUGUUGAUCGCAGCGCGGUCGCGAUCUUGCUCGCGAUGGCGGGUUACACGACAAUGAUCGCGAUGAAGCAGGGAUCGUUCUUGAUUAUCCCGCUCCCAUUUUAUGUGUUCAUGAUCAUCUCGAAGGUGUACACGAGAUCGGUGCUCGACGCUCAGGCGUAUGGAUACGAGGAUCUGUACGACAACGAGUAUGAGGAGUAUGCCGACGAGUACGGCGAUGAAGACUGGGAAGAGUACGGGCAAGCUGAGCCGGCUUGA